CCUGCUCCUAAUCGAAUCUGCUGUUGUGUGACAUGAGACUGAAUUUACUCAGCUCCUCCUCCUAGCCUCUCCCCUGUUGAUAUUGGCAAUGCUAGUGCUAUCUUCUAACAACUGCAGUCUGCGGCUUUUGUUGUCACGUAGAGAAAAACUACUUUAGGAAUUAGUAAAUAACAUCUGGAUGCAUUCAUAUGUGGUAAAAAGUCUCCUGCAUGACAGAUGUGGUCCUGUGGGCCUCGGUAUCACACAUUGAUCACAGUUCACACCUGCAGUGAAGCUCCCACAACAAUUCACCAAUAAAUACUGGGAAUAUUCACAUCAUCCUACAAGAGAAGGACAAACUCCAGGUGUAGCAGCUGAAAUCUGUGUGACUGUUAAAGAUGGAGUUUAUUAAAGAGGAGAUUGAAGACAUGAGUGAUCCAGAACCAUCCAUAAAACAUGAAGAUGAAAUAGAAAAAAUGGAACUGGUGCUGCGUUCUUUUCAUAAGUUGAGUUUUCACUUGGCUCACCGCUUGGUCCACUUAAAGAGACUGGAUGGAGAUGAAACCACAAAGACAUGAACUGAAUGAAGCAGAGGAGGAAAAGCAGAGCAUCAAAACUCAAAGAACAAAAGAUAAUAGGCUGCACAUCUGCUCUCAGUGUGGAACGAGUUUCAGUCUAAAAGGAAGCCUUAAGACACUCAUAACAUUUCACACUGGAGAGAGACCGUAUACAUGCACUCAGUGUGGAAAGAGUUUCUGUAAAAAAGUACACCUUAAGAUACACAUAAGAAUUCACACUGGAGAAAAACCGUUUACAUGCACUCAGUGUGAAAAGAGUUUAGCUGGUGAAUCAGGUCUCAGGAAUCAUCUGCAUGUUCACUCUGGAGAAAAACGGUGUGAUCAGUAUGGUAAAGAUUUUAAUUUGUCAUCAAAUCUAAAAAAAACCCAAAAAGUUCCUUCAGAUGAGAGGCCUUAUGUUUGUUUCUUCUGUGGAAAGAGUUUUUUAGGUCUUUAUCAUUUUAAACUGCACCAGAAAACACAUAAUGAAGUGAGAGAUCAUGUGUGUUUGGAGUGUGGGAAGAGCUUUACUAGAGCUUACUGUCUGAAACAACACCAAAGAAUUCAUACUGGAGAAAAACCUUACAAGUGCUCAUAUUGUGACAAGAGUUUUACUCGUUCUGAAUCCCUAAAAUCACAUAAGCGACUUCAUACUGGAGAGAAGCCAUACCACUGUACUGAGUGUGAGAAGAGUUUUACUCGAACAUCAGAUCUCAGACAUCAUCAGCUCUGUCACUCUGGAGAAAAGCCAUUUAACUGUGAUCGGUGUGGUAAAAAGUUUACUUCAUCAUCAAAUUUAAAACAACACCUGAAGGUACAUUCAGAUGAGAGGCCUUAUGUGUGUUCUCUCUGUGGAAAGAGUUUUUCAUGGCUGGACAGUUUUAAACUUCACCAGAAAUCACAUAAUGAAGUGAGAGAUCAUGUGUGUUUGGAGUGUGGGAAGAGCUUUACUAGAGCUGACUGUCUGAAACUGCACCAAAGAACUCAUACUGGAGAAAAACCUUACAAGUGCUCAUAUUGUGACAAGAGUUUUGCUCAGUCUGCACAUCUGAAAUCACAUGAGCGAGUUCAUACUGGAGAGAAGCCGUACCACUGUACUCAGUGUAGUAAGAGUUUUAGACAUUUAUCAAGACUUCUCACUCAUGUGAAAAUAUGUUGCAAGUGAGCAACAUUUGUUGUAGUAUCUUGAACAUAUUUGUUUCUCAAAUACAUUUAAGUAAAUAGUAUGACAUAAUUUAUGGAGUUUGUCCUAAAAGCACAAUAUCAUUUUGUCAAUUUGGUAAAAAGCUUGGACAACUAAAAAGACUUAAAAGUUAAAGCUUCACCAGGCCACAACUCUAAAAAGUCAUUGUUAUAGUUUAUUUCUGUCAGGAUGGAUUGUGUGCUAAAUAGGUCUUUCUUGAAUUAGAUAAAUUCAUGUCAUUUUCUUAUUUAAUAAGUGUACUAACUGUCUUCUGAUAGUACUUGUAAUUUUGAGAAAUAAAACAGAAACAACA
Molecule: messenger RNA, 2032 nt
Organism: Megalobrama amblycephala (Wuchang bream)
Lineage: Eukaryota; Metazoa; Chordata; Actinopteri; Cypriniformes; Xenocyprididae
Product: zinc finger protein 239-like
Exons: 4
Coding region: 532-1701 (389 amino acids)
Source: RefSeq, a predicted model, not a curated record